Molecule: messenger RNA, 942 nt
Organism: Triticum turgidum subsp. durum (durum wheat)
Lineage: Eukaryota; Viridiplantae; Streptophyta; Magnoliopsida; Poales; Poaceae
Source: the annotation of a GenBank genome assembly
AUGGCGUUCCCGCCGCGGCUCCUGCUGCCGCCCCGGCCCCCCUCGCCCUCGCCCGCACCGGCGCGGGCCUCCGCGCGGCCCAGCGGCGGCGGGGGGCGGACGGCGCCGGAGCUGUCGGGCCCGACGCCGCGGGUGGUGGUGGUGACCUCCGGCAAGGGCGGCGUGGGGAAGACCACCACCACGGCCAACCUGGCGGCCUCCCUGGCGCGGCUCGGGCUCCCCGUGGUGGCCGUGGACGCCGACGCCGGCCUCCGGAACCUCGACCUGCUGCUGGGGCUGGAGAACCGGGUGAACCUGACCGCCGCCGACGUGCUCGCCGGGGACUGCCGCCUCGACCAGGCCCUCGUCCGCCACCGCUCCCUCCGGGGCCUCCACCUGCUCUGCCUCUCCAAGCCCCGCUCCAAGCUGCCCCUCGCCUUCGGCUCCAAGACCCUCACCUGGGUCGCCGACGCCCUCCGCCGCGGCGCCGACCCGCCCGCCUUCAUCCUCAUCGACUGCCCCGCAGGUGUUGAUGCCGGGUUUGUCACAGCCAUAGCCCCUGCAGAAGAGGCGGUGCUUGUCACCACUCCCGACAUCACGGCACUCCGUGAUGCAGACCGUGUCGCGGGGCUGCUGGAGUGCGACGGCAUCAAGGACAUCAAGAUCAUCGUGAACAGAGUGCGGCCGGACCUGGUGAGGGGGGAGGACAUGAUGUCAGCUCUCGACGUGCAAGAAAUGCUCGGGUUGCCUCUGCUAGGCGUUGUGCCGGAAGAUUCAGAGGUAAUCCGCAGCACAAACAGGGGCGUGCCGUUGGUGCUGACGGACCCGCCCACGCCCGCGGGCCUCGCCCUGGAGCAGGCGACGUGGCGUCUGGUGGAGCGGGACGCGAUGACGGCCGUCAUGGUCGAGGAGCAGGAGCGGCCCAAGAAGAAGGGCGGCUUCUUCUCCUUCUUCGGCGGGUGA